AUGGACAACGAACGUUAUUACCCCUACUGGAUGGGAGGACGCGUUUGGAUUUUCUUCUUCUUCAACACCACCAUCACCACGACCAAAAUGGCUUGGCAGGUAAUCUACGAAGCGGCUAUCAAAGCCUUGACCGGGGUCGCCGCCUUUGCGACGGCAGCAGAGAAGGGGUCCCAGUUCGUCAACUUUAUGAGGGCCUGGAUAACUGGAAGGAAGAAGCAGGACGAUGCAGAGUCGGAUAUGGCAAACAUCCGGCCAUCGGGAGCAUCAGGUGGCGAGCCUGGUGCGGCGAUCGAUAAUCUUCUCGCUGCCCGCCAAAGGGAGAACGAAGACCUGGUGCGUGAGCUGGCAACCCUCCGGGAGACCGUAAACGGUUUUCAACGCCAACUCGGAGAAGCAAGCGCCCGGUCCGUCCUCCUGGUGGAGCAAGUCGGCGUCCUCCGCGAGGCCGCAAACGGUUUCGAAAAUCGCCUCGGAGUAGUCGAGAUGGAGAGAAAUGAGCUCCGGGAGAUCGUCAACGUUCUACAACGCCGGCUCGGAGCGUCCCUCCCGUAUCGACGAGUCGACGGAGUUCGGGGUCGUACGACCACCGGCUCCAGCAUUGCUUCUUCCCACAACCACCAAGAAUAG
Fusarium venenatum is the source of this 627-nucleotide messenger RNA. RefSeq lists its product as uncharacterized. The record is from RefSeq and is a predicted model, not a curated record. Lineage: Eukaryota; Fungi; Ascomycota; Sordariomycetes; Hypocreales; Nectriaceae.